AUGAACGGUAAUGUGAUCGGAGCAGUUACAAAAAACACGUCAUGCUCAGCUUGUCAUGAAAUUCACACUAAAAUCAAAAGGAGAAUGGUUAGAUUUCAUUUCGAAUAUCCAAUAAAUUUUGGUUUGGUGCAAUGUGGUGAGGAUCAAGACAAAUGGCUUGAGAAGGAUUGCAUAAAAAAAGUGAACCAUCAACUAAAUAAUGAAUUUUUUGUUGAUAAUAUUAUAUGUAAUAAUUGA
Molecule: messenger RNA, 237 nt
Organism: Brugia pahangi
Lineage: Eukaryota; Metazoa; Nematoda; Chromadorea; Rhabditida; Onchocercidae
Source: the annotation of a GenBank genome assembly